AUGGAGUUCUAUGCAUACCCAUCUCGUGCUUUGCCUUCAUCGUCAUCUACAUCUUCAUUUUCAUUUGGGGUUUUGGUUGAUAAGGUUAAAGAGUUUUUCAGAUAUGCGGUUUCUGCGAUUAUUGGGAAUGUGUUCUCUGCGAUCUUCACAUUCUUCUUCGCCUUAGUGGGUACCUUACUAGGAGCCAUGACUGGUGCAUUAAUAGGCCAAGAGACUGAAAGCGGGUUUGUUAGAGGGGCUGCAGUUGGCGCCAUCUCAGGAGCUGUUUUCUCCAUCGAGGUUUUCGAAUCUUCGCUACUCUUAUGGCAAACAGAUGAAUCCGGAAUCGGGUGUCUCCUCUACUUGAUUGAUGUCAUUGUAAGCCUUUUAAGUGGUAGACUUGUUCGUGAACGGAUUGGUCCGGCCAUGCUAAGUGCAGUGCAAAGUCAGAUGGGAGCUGUUGAAACAAGUUUCGAGGAGAUCCCCAACAUUUUCGACAUUGGAGGGGCGAAAGGUCUCCCUGGAGAUUCAGUUGAGAAGAUCCCAAAGAUUGUAGUUACAGAGAAUAACAAUGUGGAUACUUCUGGGGAGAGAGUCUCUUGUUCAGUGUGCCUUCAGGACUUCCAGCUUGGAGAGACUGUUAGAAGUUUGCCCCAUUGCCAUCACAUGUUUCACCUACCUUGCAUUGACAUGUGGCUGGUGAGGCAUGGCUCUUGUCCGUUAUGCCGACGGGAUCUGUAA
Ilex paraguariensis (yerba mate) is the source of this 720-nucleotide messenger RNA. Lineage: Eukaryota; Viridiplantae; Streptophyta; Magnoliopsida; Aquifoliales; Aquifoliaceae. The record is from the annotation of a GenBank genome assembly.